AUGCAAUGGGGAGAUAACAGUUUCACAAGGAAGACUAGUGUGCACAGUGUCGAUACAAAGCCUGGAGUUGCUUCAAUAUCUCAAGUAUCCAACUUGGAAAAGAAGCUUGAAAUUUUCAUGCAAUCAAUGACCAGAUUUGUUUCUCUUUCCUUUGUGUGUGCUAUUUGCUCUGAUAGUUCUUAUCCAACUAGUAGUUUCCCUUUGAGUGAUCUUACGUAG
Messenger RNA from Prunus armeniaca (apricot), 219 nucleotides. Lineage: Eukaryota; Viridiplantae; Streptophyta; Magnoliopsida; Rosales; Rosaceae. The record is from the annotation of a GenBank genome assembly.